AUGGCCGCCCUCUUCGGUGAGGCCGUGCCAGCCAUACUCUCGCCACGGAACCCACCACAGGCACCACGGAACGUGUCCACCAUCUUCACGCCGUCAGGCGCACAGAUCCGAUACAAGGAGCCCGGGAAAGCAGGUGUCUGCGAGACCACCCCCGGUGUCAACUCCUACAGCGGCUACAUCGACCUCAGCGAUGAUGUUCAUGUCUUCUUCUGGAUGUUCGAGGCCCGGAAAGACCCUGCAAAUGCUCCAGUCACGCUUUGGCUCAAUGGUGGGCCAGGCAGCGAUUCCUUGAUCGGUCUAUUCGAGGAGAUUGGUCCCUGCCAUAUCACGAAGAACCUGACUUCUCAACUCCGCGACAUUGCCUGGUCGAAUGAAGCCAACUUGCUCUUCUUGUCCCAGCCUGUCGGUACGGGCUUCUCUUAUAGCGACGAUGAAGUCGGAUACCUCGAUCCAACCUACUUGACUGUCAAACAUCCUAAACCAGGGCAAGAGACCGGCAGAUGGUCGGUCAUUGAUCCUACCGUGAACGAUACCACGACUCUUGCAGCUCAUGUGUGCUGGGAGUUGCUACAGGGCUUCUACAGUGGCCUACCUCAGAUGGCUUCUGACGUGGAGUCGACAGCGUUCAGCCUCUGGUCGGAGUCCUUCGGCGGCCACUGGGGUCCGGCUUUUAUGUCGUACUUCUACGAACAGAAUCAGAAAAUCAGCGAGCAGAAUGCUACAGGCCGCAAGCUCGACUUCAAGUCUUUCGGCCUUGUCAACGCCAUUGCCGACGAGCGGAUCCAGACGAAAUAUCUCCUGGAGUUCACACAAAGCCAUACCAACACAUAUGGCUUGGAUAUGCUUAAUGAGACAGUCUAUGAUCACGGCCGCUUCAACAUGUAUCGGCCUGGAGGCUGUCAGGACGCUCAAGACUACUGCGCUUCUUUUGAGAAGGACUCCUUGGUUCGCCGAUCGCAAUGCUCGCUGGCGCAAUUUCUGUGUCAGAACUCGGUCGAGAAUCUGUUUUACAACCUUGGCGGCGGUCGUGGGACCUAUGACAUUUGGCGCGACUAUAUCAACACUGCAGAAGUCCAGAACGCCCUCGGAACAAGCCUCAACUACACUUCGUCGAAUCUAAUCUACAGCGCCUUCUCUCUGUCAGGGGACUUCGCUGUCAGCUACCUAUACGGCAUCGAAGAGCUUCUCAAACACGAUAUCCAGGUGGAGAAGAUCUUUCCCUUUCCGCAAACUGGACUGGUCAAGAAGCCUUCAGAGUUUCAACCCGAGGCCGCCUUUGCCAUCUUCAAUCGAUCGUUGCACGGUCUGGAUGUGGCGACCGGUAUGGAGGAUACCACGGGAGGAAGCAAAUAUUCGACCAAAGGCACGAACCGCACCACGCACUUCCGUCAGGCGCCGCCUUUGAAUUGUUCCAGUGCGGCUUAG
Molecule: messenger RNA, 1425 nt
Organism: Saxophila tyrrhenica
Lineage: Eukaryota; Fungi; Ascomycota; Dothideomycetes; Mycosphaerellales; Extremaceae
Exons: 5
Coding region: 1-1425 (474 amino acids)
Biological process (GO): proteolysis
Cellular component (GO): fungal-type vacuole
Molecular function (GO): serine-type carboxypeptidase activity
Source: RefSeq, a predicted model, not a curated record